AUGCGUCCCACAACUUGGACUCCACGUCUACUUCCACUCGUUCAGCUCGACAAGAUGAUCACAUUCGUUUCACUCUCCCUCGCUCUUGCCGCGAGCACAGUCAUGGCCUCCCCUCUCCCCCAGGUGGAUUCAAGUGCACUUGAAUCCUCUACCGAGUCCCCGACGGUCGUCAUAGACCCCAUGCCGACCGCUCCUGUUUGCGAGGAGUUCUACACCUCUGUCGACGGUGAUACCUGCGCAUCCAUUGGUGCCAAAUAUGGCCUUACCGCGAAUCAGAUUCAUGAAGCAAACACAUUCCUCAAUUGCGACGAUAUCUGGACUUGGACACCAAUUUGUAUCCCAGGGGGGGGAGUCACUCCCACAAGUACGAGUCCUCCUCCAUCUGGAACAUGCGCUUCCACAUACACCUCCGUGUCGGGAGAUACGUGCGCUACUAUUGGGGCCAAGUACGGCCUCACCGCAGGUCAAAUCCAUGAGGCUAAUUCAUUCCUCAACUGUGAUGAUAUCUGGGUCUGGACUCCCGUCUGCAUUCCUCAAACCUCUACUCCCCCGCAGCCGACGUGCGCUACGACUUACACAUCCCAGGCCGGCGAUACCUGUGAAACGAUCGAGGCCAUGUUUGGGCUUCCAGCAGGAUCCGUCAAAGCUGCCAACGAUUUCGUCACAUGCAAUGACAUCUGGCAGUACACGCCCAUCUGUAUCCCUCCAGUUGCCACAUUCACAGCCACGCUUACGCUCAGUAUUCCUGCACCAACAGAGACAGCGACGGAAACCGAAACGUUGACACCAACAUCUGUCUCAACCUAUGAUGCUGACCCAACGAUCAUUUGA
This is a messenger RNA of Serendipita indica DSM 11827, 831 nucleotides long. The record is from the annotation of a GenBank genome assembly. Lineage: Eukaryota; Fungi; Basidiomycota; Agaricomycetes; Sebacinales; Serendipitaceae.